GCCCCGCCAUCUUUUUGCGGGGCGGGAGCAGCGCGCUCUUGCCUCGCGGGAAUGUCCCGCGUGGAGAGGAGCUAAUACAGGCCAAGAGAGAGAGGAUGCUCUAAGGAAAGGAAAAGAAACAAGAAAUAUAAAGAUUGGAAAGGAAGAGAUAAAAUUGCCAUUAUUUUAUCUACUUAGAAAAACCAACAGAACCAACAGGAUAUUAAGACUAAUAAAGUUCAACAAGAUUGCUGGAUUCAAGGUAAACUUUUAAAAAUCUAAUAGCACAUCUUUGGGAUGGUGGCCUGCGAUACGGAAGACGAAUGGGAAUGGGAUAAAAGGAAAUGGAGGGCAGGUGGGAGUGAGGCCAACAACCGGCCCUGUGUGUACCGAAGACGCUGUGCCACGAACUGACACGAAUUGAGUGUAUGUUUAAGUCUCUGCAUCCGGCGUAAAAAAAAAAAGGAAGAAGAAAACGCUUGGUGCACAUCUUUCAGUCUCCUUUCUCUAUGUUCACAUAAGUGCAUACACCUUCACACAGCUUUGUUUUUGGUGUUUUUUCAUCCUGUCUGGAUCUUAUUAUACCCGUUGGUUUACAAAUAAGUUUUUUCACUUAAUUGUGCAGCUCAGAGAGCUUUCCAUGUCAUUUUACAGAGGUCUGUCUUAUUCUUCCGAUUACUGAUGGAUAUUCAGUCAAUUUUACUUGUCUUCUCUUUUCCGUUCUCUCUGGUCAGCUGGGUGUCUGCCACGCUGUACCUACAGUCACCUUUGUUUCUCUGUCCUCUCUGUACCUUCCCUUUACUUAUUGGGUCUCCCCUGGAGUUCAAGAUUGAGGGACAUGGGAUAUGCAAGACGAUUCUGCUGCAGGCAGAGGUUGCAACUUGAGGUCAGGCAGGGGCUACUGUGGCAGAUUUGCUAUUUCUUCAGCCGCCUGCUCCUAAGUAGCUGUAUGGAGGAUACGACGCCACUCAGCAAACAUCCUGGUCCUUGCCUUCAAAUCCCUCCCGUCUGGCUUGGGGACAGACAGGUGAGUAACUCAGCCCCGGAAGAACAGUAUGGCGAGGGCAGUCUUCCAAGUUCACUAACUGCCUGGGUUUCCAUACCCGCAUCAUUUGCUAGAUGUUUGACGCUGGGCAAGUUAUUUCACCUCCUGACACUCAGUUUUCCCAUCUGUAAAAUGAGGAUGUGAGAGUCUAUUUUCUUAUAAGGUUGAAAGAAAGAUAAUACACGUAACGUGCUUAGCACACUGCCUGGCAGUGAUUUGAGGACUUUGAACUGUUAGGAAGCCAGCCAGGGUGUGGUCAAGCAUAAACGGAGCCCCAGUGAAACAGCGAGGCCUGGGCUCCGGGUUCCGGGCCUUCCCAAAAGAAGGCACAACCUGCAGAUGGGCAGCCUUCCCCUGGCAGAGUGGGAGCAGGCAUUCCAGGGGGCAGAGAGGUACAAGGAAAAGCACUGGGUUGAGAACCUGAGGUACGCAUGGGGAGUAAAAGUCCUUCUAAGGACGUGUGCAGAGAAGAAGGAGGUUCAGGGCCCCUCCAUGAACUCGAACCCCAAAGCGAAAGCCGCAGGUCUAUCAUAAGACUGCUGUCAGGGUCAGGCAAGGCUCCUAGAAGGAAGCUCCCUUCCCACCACCCUCCUGCCUUCUUCAGCAGGGCCUCCUCCCAGGGCUUGGUCACUCCCAGCAUGCAGCACCCCCACCCACCGCUGGUUGGGAGGCAGGCAGGAGGUUUUUCGCGGGGGCUGUGCCGGUGGGCGGUUUUCCCAGAGCAAGAAGUGAGGCAGGACUGCGUUGGCGCCAGCUCCCUCAGAUAUAGACAUCGCUGGCCAGAUGACCAGCCUGCCCGGCUAGCUUGAGCCCAAGGACUCCCUCAGGCACUGUGUUCCUGUCCUGGGAGCUGUGACACCACAUCCCUAAGGUGUGGCAUGUCACAGAGAAAGGCCAGAGGGGCACUGGCCAUGCCGGGAGUGGGGCAGAGCCCGGCGAAGGCCAGGCGGAGGCUGCUAGCAGGCACCCACAGCAGGAAGAGCCGCCUGAGCAGGACCAGGCAGGACCUGUGGGAAGGGACCGGCUGGAGCAACCAGAGAUGGAGCAGAGCUGCCCCUGCCCCCAGAGGGGCCGGCACCGGGAGCCUGGCUGGUGUCAGGAGUGAGGUCAGUCCUGAGAACGCCGCGCGGGAGCGGAGCCGGGUGAGGAUGCUGCGCCAGGCCUUCCUGGCCCUGCAGGCCGCUCUGCCUGCCGUGCCCGCAGGCACCAAGCUCUCCAAGUUGGAUGUGCUGGUGCUGGCCACCAGCUACAUAGCCCACCUCACCCGCACGCUCGGCCACGAGUUGCCUGGCCCCGCCUGGCCACCCUUCCUGCGUGGACUCUGCUUCCUGCACCCUCUCAAGAAGUGGCCAAUGAGAUCUCGUCUCUAUGCUGGAGGCCUGGGGUGCUCUGGCCUUGACUCCACCACAGCCACCAGCCUGGGCCAAAGAACAAAGGAGGCAGAGGCCGGGCCCCAAGUCCCUGGAGAGGCAGAUGCUCUCCUCCCCACCAGGCCACUCCCACCCGUUCUUGGUGAUAAAUGACCAUCACGCUCACCUUCACUCCUGGACUGCGACUCAAGCUUAGGGACCUGGUUUCUUCUCUACCAGGCCCUGCCUGUCUGCACGCUGACUCUUACCCUUUGGAUCUGACUCAGCCCCCAGGUUCCAGCCUGCAGACCAGACAAAGCCGCGGGCACAUCUGUGAUGGAGUGCUCAGGAGCACCAGGGAGUCCACCCUCAUCUUGGCACCAGGGGGCGACUCCCAGUGGCUCUUUCGUGGCAGCUACAAGGAAAUGGGAGAGGAAGGGGUUUGAUUGGGUUGGAGGUUGAGUAUG
This is a messenger RNA of Myotis brandtii (Brandt's bat), 2840 nucleotides long. RefSeq names its product transcription factor 23 (gene TCF23). The record is from RefSeq and is a predicted model, not a curated record. Lineage: Eukaryota; Metazoa; Chordata; Mammalia; Chiroptera; Vespertilionidae. The transcript has 4 exons. Gene Ontology annotation, molecular function: RNA polymerase II transcription regulatory region sequence-specific DNA binding; protein dimerization activity; DNA-binding transcription factor activity, RNA polymerase II-specific. Bases 1903 to 2547 code for a protein of 214 amino acids. Gene Ontology annotation, biological process: regulation of transcription by RNA polymerase II; developmental process.